UCCCUCUUCUUGGCUCCCCGCCUUUCCCUCCCAGUCCUAAUGGCGGCCGAGGCGGCGCUGAGGCACCAGGCUCAGGACGGUGUGACCUUUGAAGAUGUGGCUGUGAACUUUUCCCGGGAGGAAUGGAGUCUCCUUAAUGAGGAUCAGAGAUGCCUGUACCGUGAGGUGAUGCUGGAGAAUGUGGCACUUAUAUUCUCCCUGGGUCAUUGGCAUGGAGCUGAAGAUGAAGAGGCACCUUCUAAGCAGAGCAUUUCUAUACAAAGAGAGUCUCAGGUGAGGACUCCUAGGACAGGUGUGUCUCCCAGGAAGUCCCACCUCUGUAAAAUGUGGGGCCUGACCUUCGGGGACGUUUUGCAGUUGACUGAACACCAGGAAACAUAUCAUAAGCAGAAACUGAACAAGUGUGGGCCAUGUGGGAACAAAUUGGAUGAUGGUGCAAAUUUUUAUCAGCACCAGAAGCAGCACAGUUUAGAGACAGCCAACAGAAGCCGUAUUGGGGGGGCAUCAUUUUUGAAGAGCUAUAAGUUUUUUGUACCACACGAGCCAGUUAUCAUCUGUCAGGAUGGGAAGGAUUCUUUGCCCAGUUCAAGAUUGCCUCAGCAAGAGGCUACUCAUGCUGUGGAGAAGUCUAACGGUGAAAGCAAGUUUGGGGUGCCCUUUCAGGAGGGAAAAACUCCUUACAACUAUGGAGAAUGCAAGAAAGCCUUCAGCACCAAAUAUUCACAUGUUGAACACCAGAAACGUCUCAGUACAGAUGGGUGUUAUGUAUGCAGUGUGUGUGGGAAAGGUUUUACAAGAAGGGAUACCGUCACACGUCAUGAAAGAAGACACACUGGAAAAAAACCUUAUGAGUGUGAAGAAUGUGGGAAAUCGUUUAGUCAAAAGGCCAGUGUUACUCAACAUCAGCGAGUUCACACUGGAGAAAGACCUUAUGAGUGUGGAGAAUGUGGGAAAUUUUUUAGCCAAAAGGGCAACCUCAUUCAACAUCAGCGAGGUCACACUGGAGAAAAGCCUUAUGAGUGUAUGGAAUGUGGGAAGUUAUUUAGGUACAGGUCUCAUCUCACUGAACACCAGAGACUUCACACUGGAGAAAGACCUUAUAAAUGUGGUGAAUGUGGGAAGUUAUUUAACAAGAAGUGUCACCUCAUUGUACACCAAAGAGUUCACACUGGAGAAAAGCCAUAUGAGUGUGAGGUAUGUGGGAAGUUAUUUGGCAACAGGGACUGCAUUACCAUACACCAGCGACUCCACACUAGAGAAAAGCCAUAUGAAUGCAGUGACUGUGGGAAAUCAUUUCCUUGCAGCUCUGCACUCAGUGUUCAUAAAAGAGUUCACACUGGACAAAAGCCUUUUGAGUGCAGUGAAUGUGGGAAAUCCUUUGCUGAUAGCUCUUCUCUCAAGAAACAUAGAAGAGUUCACACUGGAGAAAGACCUUAUGAGUGCACUGACUGUGGACAAAAAUUUAGUCGAAGCUACUCACUCCACCAACAUCAGAGAGUUCACACUAAAAAACAGUCCUUACUAGUGAAAUAAAAUUAAGAAAAUUUA
Molecule: messenger RNA, 1548 nt
Organism: Carlito syrichta (Philippine tarsier)
Lineage: Eukaryota; Metazoa; Chordata; Mammalia; Primates; Tarsiidae
Product: zinc finger protein 417-like
Exons: 3
Coding region: 40-1533 (497 amino acids)
Biological process (GO): negative regulation of transcription by RNA polymerase II; regulation of cytokine production; regulation of immune system process
Source: RefSeq, a predicted model, not a curated record